Nezara viridula (southern green stink bug) is the source of this 1443-nucleotide messenger RNA. Lineage: Eukaryota; Metazoa; Arthropoda; Insecta; Hemiptera; Pentatomidae. The record is from the annotation of a GenBank genome assembly.
GUUUCACUAACUGUUCCUCGCAGUCCUUCCUAAUCCGGACUCGGACCAUGUCUUCUGUCGCUAGGAUUUGCGAAUCCCCGGGGUGUAACUUGCCUGCCAAACUACAAUGCCCCACCUGCAUUAAUCUCGGAAUCCAAGGAUCAUUUUUCUGCUCACAAGAUUGUUUUAAAGAAAACUGGAAAACACACAAAGUUCUACAUAAAAUAGCCCAAGGAACAGAAUCCAGUGAAAAUGGCAGUAAUGAAUAUAAUCCCUGGCCACAUUUCAGAUUUACUGGUAAGCUGCGUCCUUUUAAACAAGCCACGAAAAGAACCGUACCUCCGAAUAUUGGGCGACCAGAUUAUGCUGAUCAUCCAGAAGGAGUACCCUUAUCUGAGCAACAGAUGAGGAAAUCGGCAUUCAUAAAGGUUUUAGACGAUGAAGAAAUUGAAGGAAUGCGGGUAGCUUGUAAGUUGGGAAGAGAAGUUCUUGAGGAAGCAGCAAAUGUUAUUGAAGUCGGCGUUACAACGGAUGAAAUUGAUAGAAUAGUCCACGAAGCUUGUAUAGAAAGGGAAUGUUACCCAUCUCCAUUAAAUUAUUAUCAAUUCCCAAGGUCUUGUUGUACUUCAGUUAAUGAGGUUAUUUGUCAUGGAAUUCCAGAUCUUAGACCUUUGGCGGAUGGCGACAUUUGUAAUGUUGAUAUCACUGUUUUCCAUCGAGAUUACCAUGGCGAUCUGAAUGAAACAUUUUUUGUGGGGGAGGUUAGCGAGGUAGCCAAGAAGCUGACUAGAGUAACCUGGGAGUGCUUACAGAAAGCCAUCCAGAUCGUCAAACCUGGAGAAAAAUAUAGAGAAAUCGGAAAUGUGAUUCAAAAACAUGCUCAAGCACACGGGUUUUCCGUCGUUCGAAGUUACUGUGGACACGGAAUUCAUCAGGUCUUCCACACUGCACCUAGUAUACCACAUUAUGCAAAAAAUAAGGCUGUUGGAGUAAUGAAGCCUGGACAUUGUUUCACUAUUGAGCCUAUGAUUUCGCAAGGAAGCUGGAGAGACGAGAUCUGGCCAGAUAAAUGGACUGCAGUAACAGCAGAUGGCAUGUUAUCAGCGCAGUUCGAGCACACGCUCCUUGUCACAAAUACCGGUGUCGAUAUUCUUACUGAUAGGUUAACGAAAAAUGGUCAACCCUAUUUCAUGGACAAAUUAUAACAUUUAACAUGACUUUAGGAGUGCCUUUUUAAUUAUUUUUAAUUUGUACAAUAAAGUGUUUCAAAUAUUUUUUAUUUUGUUUCUAAAUUAGUAUAAAAAUUAACAUAGUAAAUAAUGAAAUGAUCUUAUUUUAUAAUCUAGAUAGUAUGAACUAAUUAUCUUUUGUCUUCUGCUCAAAGUGGAACCAAUUUAAGAUUUUUCUUUUUGGUGUAAAAUAUCAAUAUAAAGCUUGUAACUUAAACUGGAUUGAUGAAUUUUU